Messenger RNA from Carassius gibelio (silver crucian carp), 2288 nucleotides. RefSeq names its product B-cell CLL/lymphoma 6 member B protein. Gene Ontology annotation, cellular component: nucleus. The record is from RefSeq and is a predicted model, not a curated record. Gene Ontology annotation, biological process: regulation of transcription by RNA polymerase II. Gene Ontology annotation, molecular function: RNA polymerase II cis-regulatory region sequence-specific DNA binding; DNA-binding transcription factor activity, RNA polymerase II-specific; protein binding. Lineage: Eukaryota; Metazoa; Chordata; Actinopteri; Cypriniformes; Cyprinidae. The transcript is spliced from 8 exons. Bases 36 to 1760 code for a protein of 574 amino acids.
UACUUGAUUGUGGAUGCUUUCUGUGCAGGGGAACAAUGUCAGGUGCAGCAGACGGCUGCAUUAAGUUCACUCGCCAUGCUGGUGAUGUGCUGUUCAACUUCAACCGCCUCCGCAGCAGAAACAUCCUGACCGAUGUCACCAUUGUGGUCGGUGGGCAGCAGUUUCGGGCCCAUAAGACAGUUUUGAUGGCGUGCAGUGGCCUCUUCUACUCCAUGUUUGCAGAUGCUUAUAAAAGCAACUUGGGCAUCAUAAGUUUAGAUCCAAAUGUGGACCCCGAUGGCUUCGCCAUAUUAUUGGAGUUUAUGUAUACGUCUUGCCUCACGCUUAAAGAUAACUUUAUUAUAGCCACCCUCAACACAGCCACAUACUUACAGAUGGAGCAUGUGAUGGACACAUGCCAGAGGUUCAUAGACUCCAGGGGCUUGUGUGUAAAGCAGAGCCGAGCAGAGAUGCUGGUUAAUCACAGCUGUUUAUCUUCAGAAGCUCCCUUCCUCCUCAGCGAUGCCCUGAACACCCAAUCCAUGAACUUCAGCACUUACGCUCCUCCCAGCCUGCACUAUGCAGUCAGCACUUCCACCGAAAGCCCUUCUCGCUUCUACAGACAUCUACCUCUCCCCAUGGACACCUCCAACACCACAAACCCGCUCUGGCAGAUCCCAAAGACGGGCGUAAUAGCCCGCCAGCAGCACUCCCCUCCAGACAGCAGAGCCUCGGCUCGGACCGAGACUAACGGAGGAGCCACGGAGGCCAGAGAGGAGAGGAACCGUCCAUCUGUGCUCAUCCGUUCAGCUCCAGCCGAGGGAGACAGGAAGACUCCUCUUCUGAACGCAGAGGUGGAGAACACUGAGCCGUGUCACAGCAGCGGUCCCAAGAGCCCUCUCAGAUCCGACUGCCAUCCCAACUCACCCGCAGAGUCCAGCAGCUGCAGUCGAGGAGCGCCGUCUCCUCCCGGCUCCAUCAGUCACCCGAAGGUGCGCAACUGGAAGAAGUACAAGUUCAUUGUGCUGAACUCCACAGACGGGGCGGAUGACAAGAGCUCACCGACUCCAUCCCACACGGCUGCAGAAUCCACCAAGAGCAGUGAAGCUCGGGGAAAGCUCAUUAUGGAUAGCAGCUCUGCAGAUGAGUGCAUCAAAAAAGAAGAGCACGACUCUUCACUUCCCAACACUUUGACAGAGGACAGCAGCACACGACCCACACCAUCAGAGCGGGACAGAAUCUACUGUAACGACUGUGAGUCCAGGAGCGAAUCUGAUGCAGAAAGGCCACGGUGGCUGCAGGACGGGAAACCGUACAGAUGUGACCGCUGCCAGGCCAUGUUCUGCUAUAACGCAAACCUAGCGAGCCACAAGUCCGUCCACACAGGAGAGAAACCGUACCGCUGCAGCGUUUGUGGAGCGCAGUUCAACAGACCUGCCAAUCUGAAGACUCACUCACGGAUCCACUCGGGAGAAAAACCAUACAAAUGUGAAACCUGUGGCUCACGCUUCGUCCAGGUGGCUCAUCUGAGGGCUCACGUACUGAUCCACACCGGAGAGAAACCGUACCCGUGUGACAUCUGCGGCACGCACUUCCGCCACCUUCAGACGCUGAAGAGUCACUUACGAAUACACACAGGAGAGAAACCUUAUCAUUGUGAGAACUGUGACCUGCACUUCCGCCACAAGAGUCAGCUGCGUCUGCAUCUGCGACAAAAGCACGGAGCCGUCACCAACACCAAGGUCCAGUCCUGCAGAAGCUCCUCCCUCGUGACCUCUUGAAAACACAUCAAGCUCUUCAGAGACGUUUAACAGUUCCUUUAGCCAGAAAAGCCAUCAGAAGAUACAUGGAUCUCUGUCUUGCCAAUGUCUGUGUUUACUCAUAUGGUGACGCUGCAUAUUAUUUGUUAAAUAUGGAUUAGUUCACCAGCACUUUCAGGUUCAGCCUGCAUGAUUUCAUCAUGAUGGUUUAAGAUUUUACUGUAUAUACUGUCUUCCAGGCAUCGUACGUCAAGCUCUUAGUUAUAGUCUAAGAUAGUGGGAGAUGUCUAGUAUUUAUUUUUUAUUAAGAAUGCUAUUUCACUCCCUUUUAAGUAAAACUAUGCAUUGUAUAUAAUAUAUGACAGGGAAUAUAGGUACAAAGAUAAUUAUGCAAAUUGAAGUGUGUAUGUUUUGUCAGUGUGGUACAUUUAAAGAAGCUCUGCUUUGUCUGACAGUCAUAUUGGAUUUAGAUGUAUUUGUACAGCUGUUUUUUGGUACUAGAGGACCCGAGGUCCUUGCAAUUAAAUAUUUCAUACAAACAAAUGCAAA